AUGACACCGGUAUUCAUCAGAUUGAUAUAUUCAGACGUGAAAUCAAGGAAUAGAUCUCAUGAUUCGAUCAAACAAGAUGAAGCAGCUCAAUCUAGUGCUGAGUUUGAAAUAGAGUGGAUAAGAUCUAGGAAGUUUUUCUAUGGGAGUAUCUUCUCAGAAUUUCAGAGGAUGAAGAAUUUUCGGAAAAUAAAUAUGAAUAGAUCGACAAAUAAAAUGAAUGACGAAAUGAUUGCAGAUACUCAUGAGAAUGAUGGAAGAAACUCUGAAAUGAUCGUGAUUACUUCUAAAAUAAAGGAAUUAUCUCUAAAGCCAGAUGAAAUACCUUCCGAAGUUGCCCUUGAAGAAAGCACAGUGCCAUUUCUUACAAACAAACAGUUAUCGUGCAUCGAAGCUAAUGAUGGCGAAGUUGCAUCAACUUCUGGAAUAAAUGAAAUGGCAUACAAAAUAGAAGAAAUGGAUUCUGAAGCUCAAGCAAAAAUAGAAUCUAAGAAAGCAAAUAUUACACAAACUAUAAUAAAAUCCAUAAUUACAAGUAGCGAUUCUGUGCAAAAGGUCAAUCAAAUAGCUCUAAGAAAUGCUAAACUAUUAUUACAUGACAUUCGUCAAAAGAAAGAAAUCGGUGAGAAAAUGAAAUCCAACAAUUUACUCACAGAGGAACAAUCACAAUCCUUGGAAGAUGAAUUUAAUUCCUAUAUUAGAUUCGCCUGUGACAUAAAAGAUUACAUUUAUAAUUUAAUCCAGCAUGUAGAUGUAAUCGCUUCAUAUGUAAAGCUGAGCGAAAAGAAAUUGCUGUCAAAUAAAGAUCAAGCGGUUCAACAUCUAACUUAUUUUGAAAAUCAACUUUGCGGACAUCUUUUAAGUUUUUACGAAAUUGCUCUUGCAUGCGAAAAAGCGCGAGAAAUGUUUGAAAAAACGAAGCAUGAACCGAUUGCUACAUCCAUUACUCCCGAAUCGAUUGAAUAUGAAAGCAUGUUUAUCAAUCAUUUGUUAAAUUUUGUAGCCUUAUCACCAACUUUUGAAACAGCUUGGGAUGCUAGUGAUGCAUAUCUUGACAUAUUGCAUUGCUUGUUCAUUUUGUUGGUCGAUGUCGAAAAUGUUCCGGACAAUUCUCUUCAAGGAUCUAAUCUUGCUUUUUUCAAUAAAUUCAAUGUCAAAACUCUUCAUGAAACUCUGAUGAGUACCAAUGUGUCCCAAAAAAAUGUUGCUACAAUGCCAAAAAAAUCCAAAGUUCAAAUUCCGGAACAAAUCACUUCGGAAGAAACAACCACUCCAAUAGCAACACCGGAAAAUAAAACGAAAGUAUCACCGAAAAAUAAGACAAAAGGAAAAACAAAUGUAUGA
Messenger RNA from Cercopithifilaria johnstoni, 1341 nucleotides. The record is from the annotation of a GenBank genome assembly. Lineage: Eukaryota; Metazoa; Nematoda; Chromadorea; Rhabditida; Onchocercidae.